CACUCCUUAUUUAAACAAUAGAAUUCACAACUUCAUUCGACCAAAGAAAAAGGUGUUCACAAUGGGAGUUAAUACUGAGGACAAAAAAGUUGUCUUCUUACCAGUUGAUGCCAGUGAUCAUUCUGCUCGAGCGUUUCAAUGGUAUCUGGAUAAUUUAAGAGGGGAAAACGACGAGUUACACUUUUCAUUUGUCAUUAAACCAAUAUUUACAACACCAACAGUUGAACUGGCUAUGGCAUCUUCACCAAUAACCGAUAUUAUGCAGUCAACACAAGAGAACAUUGAAAAUGCAAAGAAACUUUUACAAAAAUACUUGAUAAAAGCAAGGCGUUUUGGUAUUUCUUGUCAAGCAUUUGUUCAUGUACAUGCUAAACCUGGACCAACUUUGGUUAAAUUCGCUGAAGAACAGAAAGUAGAUAUUAUAAUAAUGGGAUCCAGAGGACUUGGUUUGAUUGGCCGUACAUUACUUGGCAGUGUUACAAACUACGUAAUGCUUCAUACAAAAACUCCAUUGGUAGUUAUACCUCCUCCAGUAAAAUAAUUCUUAUCUACUGCUGUUUCAAUACUAUCUGCACUCAUUAACCGAGGAUAGCUUCUAUUAUUUUGAAACAAAUUGUCUGUAUGUCAUGUAAUUGCGUAUAAUAUUUUAAUCCUUUCAGUGAUCGUUCUUUUUUAUAGUUUUUAAGUUUACAUCAAUUAUGUGACUGUGUUUAGUUUAAAACAAAGGAGGUUUUUGAUGUUACAAAGAAUGUGAUUAAAACUAAAAGAAUAUUUUAAUUUAUUAAGCACAAAUACUUAUAAAUUUGU
Messenger RNA from Schistosoma mattheei, 807 nucleotides. NCBI's taxonomy places the organism in Eukaryota, Metazoa, Platyhelminthes, Trematoda, Strigeidida, Schistosomatidae. The record is from the annotation of a GenBank genome assembly.